Molecule: messenger RNA, 285 nt
Organism: Meloidogyne enterolobii
Lineage: Eukaryota; Metazoa; Nematoda; Chromadorea; Rhabditida; Meloidogynidae
Source: the annotation of a GenBank genome assembly
AUGGCAAAUGGCCCAGUCGUUGCUUGUUUUGAUGUUUAUAACGACUUUAUGUCAUACAGAUCUGGAGUUUAUUUUACAGCAAAUGCCAAAAAAGUAGGAGGACAUGCUGUCCGAAUAAUUGGUUGGGGUACCCAAACGUGUAGUGGAAAGAGUAUGCCUUUCUGGCUAAUUGCAAAUUCAUGGAGCACUGGAUGGGGAGAAAAAGGACUUGUCAAGAUUAGAAGUGGAGUGAAUGAAGUUGGAAUAGAAAAAUCUGGAAUUGCUUUUGGGAUUCCAAAAAUAUAG